Messenger RNA from Puccinia graminis f. sp. tritici CRL 75-36-700-3, 1332 nucleotides. RefSeq names its product triosephosphate isomerase. Gene Ontology annotation, biological process: glyceraldehyde-3-phosphate biosynthetic process; glycolytic process; gluconeogenesis. The transcript has 5 exons. Gene Ontology annotation, molecular function: triose-phosphate isomerase activity. Bases 119 to 886 code for a protein of 255 amino acids. Gene Ontology annotation, cellular component: cytosol. NCBI's taxonomy places the organism in Eukaryota, Fungi, Basidiomycota, Pucciniomycetes, Pucciniales, Pucciniaceae. The record is from RefSeq and is a predicted model, not a curated record.
AGUCCUCUAAAGACCAACCCCAAGACACCUGUUGUACCAACACCUCGACCAUCAGUUUACCUCAUCAACACUUCAUACUCCAACAAAUUACCAAAAACCAGCUCAAUAAUCUAACAAGAUGGCUCCCAGAAAGUUUUUCGUUGGUGGGAACUUCAAGAUGAACGGGACUCUCGAGUCCCUUCAACAGCUCGUCAAAAGCUUCAACGAGGCCGAUCUUGACCCCAACACAGAGGUGGUCGUUGCUCCACCGGCGCUCUAUUUGAUGCCUGUCCGAGACACUGCCCAAAAGAACAUUCAAGUCGGGGCUCAAAAUGGAUAUCUCGAAAAAUCUGGCGCCUUUACUGGUGAGAUUUCAUUCACUCAACUUAUCGAUGCAAAGAUUCCGUGGGUGAUUCUGGGACACUCCGAACGCCGAAGCUUGUUCCACGAAGACUCUGAAUUUGUUGGCGCGAAGACUGGAGCUGCAUUAGCCGCAAACCUAUCGGUGAUUGCCUGCAUCGGAGAGAGUUUGUCGGAGCGUGAGGCAGACAAGACCCUUGCGGUUGUCGAGAGUCAGCUAGAAGGGAUUAAGCAGGGCCUCGCCAAACACGGCCAAUCCUGGGACCGAGUUGUGGUCGCUUACGAGCCCGUCUGGGCGAUCGGGACCGGCAAAGUAGCUACCCCGCAACAAGCUCAAGAGGUUCACAAAGCCAUCCGAGAAUGGUUCAAGAAAAAUGUGGAUGCUAAGACCUCGGAAUCCAUCCGUAUCAUCUACGGUGGAAGUGUUAACGGUAAAAACUGCGAGGAACUAGCUCGUGAGGUUGACAUUGACGGCUUCUUGGUCGGUGGAGCCUCCUUGAAGCCUGAGUUCGUUCAAAUCAUCAACUCUGGAAAAUCCAAGCUAUAGAUCUUCAGUUUGAAUCUAUACUGGCUCUCCAUUCGCUGUUACUUUGAGAAAAAAAAUCAUCAUCAAGUUGCAAUGUUAUAUACUUGCCCCACCCGCAAUCAUGGGCGCGGGUCUCUGUAUUACAGCGUUAUGUGUAUCUUUUGUUAUAGAAAUUCACAACUGUUACCAAGAAGAGGAAUAAUAGUUUCGGCUGUGAGCUGCGUGCAGCAUUAGAAAGUUGGCAUCUCUAACAGAACAUGUAUUGAGAAGAAUGAAUCAUCUUGAACCUUACCAGUAUUACAUUCUUGACAGAACUGAUGUUGCUUGGAAUUCUGGUUUUGUAUACACCUGAGUAGAGGGCUGAUCAUCCUACAACAUACAGUUGGAAGAAUUUUGGCAACAACUUACCCAAGCAAUUUGGAUGCUUUCAAAGUCAAUUUGCAAGAUGGAAUACUAUUUUCCAAACA